AGCAUCAUAGCCCGUUUUCGUCAUACAUUUUGACAUCAGCAACCAAUGGAAACUCAACAACAAAUUUAUCUCUGUCUUUAUUGUAGUUGUACAGCCUAAUUUUCUGAAAUUUUGGCAAGUCUUCUAACUUCAACCCAAACAUCAAACCCAAACAUACUUGCUAUUGACUGGUCCCUGAAGUCAGAAAUUCCAAAAUGGCUACGGCGGAGCAGACGGGUAGCGUUGUCCGAGAAAAUGUCCAAGAAAUGAACCAUUCUCUACCCGAAACGGUUCAGCUGAACCUUCAAAAGGAUCUCAAGCCGACCGAGGAAAACGGGAACGACCACAUUCCCGAGAUCAGCGAGACGUACAGUGUCAGACGAUCGGAUGGCACGUGGCAUGAUGCAGAAGUUAUCCAGACCAGGCGGAAUGAACACGAGGGAGGACGAAUGGAGUUCUAUGUUCAUUACAAAGGAUUUAACAGACGUCUGGAUGAGUGGGUGGACCUGUGCAGGAUCGAUGUUCAGUCUCACAGCAGUAGGAAGAAACGGGCUGCAGAAGAAACUCUGUACGACUUCGCAGACCAACCGGACAGAAAGAUCACACGCAACCAGAAGAGACGGCACGAUGAAAUCAAUCACGUGCAGAAGACUUAUGCAGAGAUGGACCCAACCACCGCAGCACUUGAAAAGGAACAUGAAGCUAUCACAAAAGUGAAGUACGUAGACAAGGUCCAGAUUGGGAAGUACGAAAUCGAUGCCUGGUACUUCUCGCCAUUCCCAGAGGACUAUGGGAAGUGUCCACGGCUGUACAUUUGCGAAUUCUGCCUGAAAUACAUGAAGUAUGAGAAGACAUACAGACAUCACAUGGGAGAGUGCACAUUCCGCCAGCCGCCAGGGAAAGAGAUCUACAGGAAGGGGACGAUCUCUGUAUAUGAAGUGGACGGGCGAGGAGACAAAAUCUACUGUCAGAACCUGUGUCUGCUAGCCAAACUGUUCCUGGACCACAAGACCCUGUACUUUGAUGUGGAACCCUUCAUGUUCUACAUCCUCACAGAGGUGGACAAACAAGGAGCGCAUCUGGUGGGAUAUUUCUCCAAGGAGAAAGAAUCCCCAGAUGGCAACAACCUGGCCUGCAUCAUGACCGUGCCGCCAUUCCAGAGGAAAGGCUACGGGAAGUUCCUCAUCGCAUUCAGUUAUGAGUUGUCCAAACUGGAACACAGAGUUGGUUCCCCAGAGAAGCCGCUGUCGGACCUGGGGAAGCUGAGCUACCGCAGCUACUGGUCCUGGGUAUUGUUAGAGAUCCUCAGGGACUUCAAGGGAACACUCUCCAUUAAAGACUUGAGCCAGAUGACCAGCAUCACGGAGAAUGACAUCAUCUCCACCCUGCAGUCCAUGAACAUGGUGAAGUACUGGAAGGGUCAGCACGUCAUCUGUGUCACGGCCAAAUUGGUGGAGGAGCACCUGAAGAGCGCACAGUACCGCCGACCGCCCAUCAUGGUCGACACGUCCUGUCUGCGAUGGGCGGCACCAAAAAAGAAAGAUGUCAAAAUAUCAAAGAAGUGAACUGUUCUUUUUAAUAAAAUAUUGCGUUAAGCAUUCUGUUUUACAGUGCAUUUGGACCUGAAUGAUUGCAGUAUGUGUAUCUGCUAAGCUGUAGAGAGUUAGGUCAAACUUGCAGCUGUGUGAUCUUUGUGUGGUAAGGUACAGUCUUAUAAUAGCAGGUAGUUGAAGCCUGGUGUGUCCUGCCCGUGAAUGUACAUGUACAUGUAUUUGUUUUCAUACUGAAGUUUGAUAGAGUUACAGACUCAUAAGGCCUCAGACAAUGAUGUAGAUCAGUAUUGAUUAUUGUUAUGCGUACUUGUACUUGUCUUGCUUUGCAUUUUAUGUUUGCACACCCCAACUUUGCUUUGCAACAUAUUAGCAUAAAAGAAAGGCCAGAAAUGAGCAUGUACAUUCCAAUAAAGAAAUAUGUAUGCCUA
Messenger RNA from Branchiostoma floridae (Florida lancelet), 1960 nucleotides. Its product is annotated as histone acetyltransferase KAT8-like. The record is from RefSeq and is a predicted model, not a curated record. Gene Ontology annotation, molecular function: histone acetyltransferase activity. Bases 195 to 1544 code for a protein of 449 amino acids. NCBI's taxonomy places the organism in Eukaryota, Metazoa, Chordata, Leptocardii, Amphioxiformes, Branchiostomatidae. Gene Ontology annotation, biological process: regulation of DNA-templated transcription. The transcript is spliced from 10 exons.